Messenger RNA from Cottoperca gobio, 2865 nucleotides. It is a transcript of the gene dcaf13, whose product is annotated as ddb1 and cul4 associated factor 13. Gene Ontology annotation, molecular function: protein binding. Gene Ontology annotation, cellular component: nucleolus; small-subunit processome. The record is from RefSeq and is a predicted model, not a curated record. NCBI's taxonomy places the organism in Eukaryota, Metazoa, Chordata, Actinopteri, Perciformes, Bovichtidae. The coding region runs from base 151 to 1488 and encodes 445 amino acids. The transcript has 11 exons. Gene Ontology annotation, biological process: maturation of SSU-rRNA from tricistronic rRNA transcript (SSU-rRNA, 5.8S rRNA, LSU-rRNA).
CAUCCAGGAGGAGUGGACAUCCCACAAUGCAACGCGAUCAAUUGAAUCUCUUCCUCAUCAACACAUGGCAGUGGCUGCUAAUAUUUUUCUUGUUUAACUUAAACCUAACUGCAUUUUUUAAGUGUGUGUGCAUUUUCAUUCAUCUACCAAAUGAAAGUUAAAGUCCUCUCGAGGAACCCGGAUGAUUAUGUCCGGGAGACCAAACUAGAUAUUCAGCGUGUCCCUAGAAACUAUGACCCAACACUCCAUCCGUUUGAGGUGACGAGAGAGUACACACGGGCUCUGAAUGCCACCAAGCUUGAGAGGGUGUUUGCCAAGCCUUUCCUGGCCUCUCUGGAUGGGCACAGAGAUGGGGUGAACUGCUUGGCCAAGCACACCACGAACCUCUCCACCUUGCUCUCUGGCUCCUGUGACGGGGAGGUGAAAGUGUGGAAUCUGACCAAACAUGAAUGUGUCCGCACACUCCAAGCACAUGAAGGUUUUGUCCGUGGAAUGGUCGUCCGCCAUUGUGGAACAUCCUUCUUUACGGUUGGUGACGACAAAACAAUCAAGCAAUGGAAGAUGGAGGCGCCAGGUUACGGAGAGGAAGAGGAGCCGCUCAACACUAUUCUGGGCAAGACAGUCUUCACAGGACUGGACCAUCACAGGCAGCAGGCUGUGUUCGCAACAUGUGGCCAGCAGGUGGACGUCUGGGACGAGCAGAGGAGCAGCCCAAUCCGCUCUUUCACCUGGGGCGUAGACAGCUUCAGCGCUGUCCGCUUCAACCCUGUGGAGACUGAACUUCUUGCAAGCUGUGCCUCUGACAGAAGUAUAGUACUGUACGACAUGAGAGAACCAGCACCACUUAAAAAGGUAAUUAUGACAAUGAGGAGCAACACUGUAUGCUGGAACCCUAUGGAAGCCUAUUACUUCACAUGUUCAAAUGAGGACUACAACCUCUACACAUAUGACAUGAGGUACCUGGACCGGCCAAUCACAGUGCACAUGGAUCAUGUCUCUGCAGUGCUGGAUGUUGACUAUUCUCCCACUGGGAAGGACUUUGUAUCUGCCAGUUUUGACAAAACCAUCCGCAUCUUCCCCAAGGACGGUGGCCACAGCAGGGAGGUCUACCACACCAAGCGCAUGCAGCAUGUCAUCUGCGUAAAGUGGUCUGCAGACAACAAGUACAUCCUGAGCGGUUCUGAUGAAAUGAACAUCCGACUGUGGAAAGCCAACGCAGCUGAGAAACUAGGAGUGCUCGCCCCCAGAGAGAGGGAGGCCACCAACUACAGCCAGAAGCUGAAGGAGAAGUUCCAGCACCACCCGCAGAUCAGACGCAUCGCUCAUCACAGACAUCUACCCAGGAACAUCUACCACCAGACCAAGGAGCUGAGGGUUAUGAAAGAGGCUCGCCGUAAGAAGGAGAGGAAUGUCCGCAAGCACAGCAAGCCCGGAAGUGUUCCUGUGGUGUCUGAGAAGGAGAAGCAUGUUGUGACUGUGGUCAAGUAAGCAGAGCUGGAGAAGAGAGCAGAAGGUCGACGGCACCAUCAAGAGACGAGGUGGAGCCCAAGAUCACACCCACAUGGGACAUGUUCAGACUGCUUUCUCUUCACGAAUCUUUACAUUUGUCACUUGUGGGAAGGACAUGUGACCAGUUCUGCAUCUGCAAAUGCAUACAAACAUUUAAUCUUGUAAAGUUGUUGAAGGAUUUUGAUCGUGUAGUUGAACUGUAGUCUCACAUUUUGCUUUGAGCAAAUCUGCAUUUUUCAUCACAGGAUCCAUGACUUUUUAAAUACAAUUAAGAACAAAUUAAAUUGAUCCAAUGUUUAAAGAAUGUCAUGUGACUUACUUGCAAAGAAAUGUGUUCCUUGUGGUUUCAUUAGAUCGUUAUUUUUUCCAUGAAUGAAGUUCAAGAGAUGUGCUUCAGUUGAGUUUAUUAAAACUAUCUGAGAUAGCGUAAAGGUUUUGGUAUACUUCAUGAGACGUGCCGUAUGACAACUUCUACAGGCAAGUGUUGGUACGAAUGGGCACACUCGAAGGACCUCAACCCGGCUGUAUCCGUGAUCGUUCCCUAAGAAGUCUGUCUUUUGUAGUUUCAAUGUGAUAAAUUGUACAACUGGGGCUGAUGUUUUAAACAUUGGGACAGUCUCUCCAUGAUCCAGGCUCUAUCAGAGUGAAGUUCAAACCCUCCCUUACUGUUUACAACACACCUGGUGAAUCUGACUAAGUCCGACCUGCCUGUACUCUGUCACUCAUUGCACGUCACUAGUCUUUCACAAGAUGCAAGUUUGACAGCUGUGAGUACUAACAAUAGCCAUGUUGGUUGGUUAUGUAAUUAUAUGUUUACAUUCAUAUUGAACAUGCUGGGUGAAGGGAGGCCUGAAGAGACGGGCUGUCAGGGUUGCAACUUUUUUUGUUAGAUCUUUUGGAGCUUGUGCUGUUGGCUACUUUCAUUGGUUUUUGUUUUUUUCUCUGUUGGAUCAUUUCUAAAUCUACCAUUCUCUUUCUAGUUUUGGAAAACAACCAACCCUAGCUUUAACUAAUUUCCCCAUGGUUCAGUUAAUUUCAAAACUUAUCAAUGUUAGACGAUCCAACAAACCUUUCUCUUAAAGCAUGCUGAUGCCUUUUUUCCUAAUGGGAUGAUUUAAAGUUGACUUUUAGCCUUUUAAUCCUGAGGUUUGUAAAAAUAACCAGGCUGAAGGAGAGCGAGGGCAGAUGUUUCCCCUCAGUUUUGGAAUAUUUCAUUUGCUUGAACAUUCUAAGAGAUUAGUACUCUCAAAAUAUAUAUAUGCCAUUGACACUGCAUUUGUAUUUGAUGUGUAUUUAUAAUAAACUUCUACACUAAGUUUUUGCUUUAGCAAGAAAUGGUGAUCAGAAUGAUUCCUA